AUGUUCAAUUUAAUUUUAUGGCCAUUAUUUUUGCUUACUUCGGUUGCUAUUCCCUUGCAGCUGACGCUGGAAGUCAUUUUUCUGACCUCUUCUGUUAACUUCUCAAAGGCAAGUGCUGCCAAAACCGCUUCUUCUUUGGGUCAAUCUCCGGUGGUUAUCACUAUCUAUAAAUCACUGCUGAAAUAUUGGAGUUUUUACGAAUUCGUACAUUUUAUUUACCUUUAUACUCCUAUCGAUGCUUUUUUGAAUUUCUUACCAUUUACAUCUUUACUUAUGUUGUUUGGAAGUAUUUGCUUGACAAGAGAAUUGAUAUAUGAUUUCAUUAGUUUCAUGGAAUCCCAAGGCAAGCUUACUGGGUUUCUUAAUAAGAUAACAGAACCGAACUUUAACAGUUACCUACUGCUUUCCUCAAUUUAUAAUGUUUGGUUUGCAGAAGACACCAAUGACAAAUUCUUAUUUGGUAAAUUGACACAGUUUCUAAUUUCUGUAACGAAAAAAUACGAAUUUCCAAGAACCUACUACUUAUCAAGAGCUUCUGAUUUUCUACAAAAUCUGAUAUUGACAAAGUUGAGACCCUUUGUAACAGACCAACCACAAAGCGACAGAAACAAAUAUCAAAGUCAAAACGGUAGCCCUGAGUCUUCAAAGAGUGAGACCGACGACCAGAAGACCUCACAGCAAUCGUCAUCUUUUGAACAAAAUUACACAAGCGCAGAAUUUCCCAAUGACUAUGAUUUCAUGGAGGACAUCCUCGAAGAAACGACAGAAUUAGAUUAA
Messenger RNA from Saccharomyces kudriavzevii IFO 1802, 777 nucleotides. RefSeq names its product Atg40p (gene ATG40). Lineage: Eukaryota; Fungi; Ascomycota; Saccharomycetes; Saccharomycetales; Saccharomycetaceae. The transcript has a single exon. The record is from RefSeq and is a predicted model, not a curated record. The coding region runs from base 1 to 777 and encodes 258 amino acids.